Messenger RNA from Lactuca virosa, 2191 nucleotides. Lineage: Eukaryota; Viridiplantae; Streptophyta; Magnoliopsida; Asterales; Asteraceae. The record is from the annotation of a GenBank genome assembly.
AUUAGCUUCUUUUCACCAGAGAACCGAGCGUAAAAGCCCUAGGGCUAGUAGCACUGGUAAUAUGCCUGCUAUAUAUAGUCUACCCAUCUAUCGAAGUCGGUCUGUUAUGAUAUAAACCAAGGAUCAAUCGAAACGGAUUAAUCACUUCGUCUCCCCAAAUUCUACAUACCAAUCAACCCUGAUUAGAUUAAUAAAAGGAAAACCAAUUUAAACAUGUCAAAUAUAUCAUCAUCCUCAUCACCGGUAGCUAUGAAAGACGUGGUACACAAGCUACAACUAUGUCUGUUAGAAGGUAUCAAAUCUGAAACCCAGUUAUUCGUAGCUGGAUCUUUGCUCUCCAAGUCGGAUUAUCACGACGUUGUGACCGAAAGAUCAAUUGCUCAAAUGUGUGGUUACCCGCUUUGCCCCAACUCAUUACCCUCUCCGGGAGAAGCUGCAGUUAAGGGCAGAUAUCAUAUUUCUCUGAAAGAGCACAAGGUUUACGACCUUUUAGAAAUGCGUAUGUACUGUUCGACAAAAUGCGUAGUUGACAGCCGGGCAUAUGCUGAAAGUUUGCAGGAUGAACGGUCCUUGGUUAUUGAUACAGCGAAAAUCAAUAAGGUGGUGAGGCUGUUUGACGGUUUGAGUGUGAAGGCUGAAGAGGGUUUGGGGGACAGUGGUGAUUUUGGAUUGCGUAACUUGUCAAUUAAGGAGAAGGAAGAUGGAGCUGUUGGUGGCGGAAUCGUGUCUUUGGAGGAAUGGAUUGGCCCUUCAAAUGCAAUCGAGGGUUAUAUUCCACAACAUGAACGCAGUUCAAAAAAUAAACCGGGGAGGCCGAAAAGGGAAGAAGAGAGCAUCUUUGGCGAGAUGGAUUUCAUGAGUACCAUAAUUACUCAAGAUGAUGGAUAUAGCAUAUCUAAAGGAAAAGGAGCUGAAACAAAAACUAGUAGUAGUAUUAGUAGAAAGAAAAUGAGCCAUAAUAAUAAUAAUAAUAAUAAAGAUAAGAUGAAAACAUCAUCAUCAUCAUCAUCAUCAUGUAAUGUGCAAAAGAAAAAGGUUACUACAUCAAAUGAUGAAGAGAGUGAAAAUGGUAACAAGGCAAAGAUUGGUUCCUCUGAGCCAAGUUGUAGUGUCGGGGGGCUUAAAUCAUCUCUGAAAUCCUCAAGUAGGACAAAUCGGUCUGUGAGUUGGGCUGAUGAUCAAACACUGUGUGAAUACAGUGGAAAUGAUCCUGAUCCUGAGCAUGAGCAUACAUUCCGAGUUGCAUCAGCAGAAGCCUGUGCUGCAGCACUGAGCCAAGCUGCAGAAGCCGUUGCUUCCGGGGAAUCUGAUGCUCCUGAUGCUGUUUCUGAAGCUGGAAUUGUAAUCCUGCCACCUCCUGGUGAUGGUGCAGAAGCAGAAGCAGAAGCAGAACCAGCCCGAUUGAAAUGGCCCAAAAAAACCGGUAUCACAGAGUCCGACUUCUUCGAUUCCUUUGAGGAUUCUUGGUUUGAUGCUCCACCAGAGGAAUUUGUCCUAGAUCUAUCACCAUUUGCAAGAAUGUUCAUGUCUUUGUUUGCAUGGGUUUCCUCAUCUACUUUGGCGUAUGUAUAUGGAUAUGGAGGUGAUGAUAGUUGUUAUGCAUGGGUUAAUGGGCGGGAGUAUCCGCGGAUAGUUGUAUUGGCAGACGGCCGGUCUGCUGAAAUCAAGACAACUCUCGCAGGCUGUCUUUCUCGAGCUUUGCCUGGACUUGUUCGUCAUCUCAGACUUCCCACUCCUGUUUCUACUAUUGAAUCCAUGAUGGGUUGUUUACUGGACACCAUGUCUUUUAUUGAUGCACUUCCACCUCUCAGAAUGAAACAAUGGCAGGUGUUUGUUCUUUUGUUUGUUGAUGCUCUUUCUGUCUCCCGGAUUCCUGCCAUGACCCCACACUUGACAAAUAAAAGAAGGUUCUUUCAAAAGGUGUUUGAUGAUGCUCAGAUAAGUAGCGAGGAAUAUGAGUUGUUAAAGGAUUUGAUCAUUCCGCUAGGACGAGCCCCUCAAUUGGCUACACAAAGUGGAGGCUGAUUCUUCCUUUCCUUUCUGUUGAUGAUAUGUUUCUCAUCCAAAUUUUCUUUCUCUUCAAGCAUGUGUUUGUUUGAUGAUAUGCUCAAAUCACUAAUAUGCGUUAUUUAAUUUACAUGUUUUUACCUAUGUAGUCAUCAAAAAUCGUAUUAAUUGAAAGCUUAAAUUG